UGGCAAUAAUGAUUAAGGCCACCGGUUUUGAACCGGUGGCAAUAUUUAAAUAAUAAAAAAACUGCGCCCCUUCUUCUUCUCUUUCCCCAUUCUCUUAGCUUCACUGUUUUAAUUCGACCAAACCUCCAAUUCGAGCUGCAGCAACAACGAAAUCUAAUUGCAUCCAAACCCUACCAUUAGUGGCGCCACAGCCACCGCACCACCAUCCACCACCUCCGCACUCCCUCCGAACCUCCUCCACCACUGAGCAAAUUAAAGCAGCAAGCAGCCACGGGUUUUAGAAAAUUCAAAUUUUCGAGGGAACUUCCUCCACCACUGACCAGGUGCGUGGUCACUGACGCCACAGCCACCGCACCACCAUCCCACAGCCACUGUCCUAAAUUUAGGCUUAAUUUUCUGAUUCAUAUUAUGUAGUGAAGCACAAGCUUAUAUAGCAAAUUCAAGUGGAAAGUUCGAGACAUUACAUCCAUUAUACUUGCUAUAUUGGUGUUUAUAACUCAUGGAGGACGAUUAUGACCCACUAGUAGAGGAUUUGGAGGAUGAUGAUGAUGGCUAUGAGGAUGAGGAUGAGGACAAGGACGAGCCAUAUGAUGUCAACAAGGAGACUGAUUUGGGUGAGCCAGAAGAUCAGGAACAAGAUGCUUUUGAGCGCAGGCUUGAUGAAUUUGAAAUUUUAGCUGAAUGUGCGCCUGCUAUUGAUUCAAACAUUUUGGGAUGAUACCAGGGCAAGUACCUCCAGGCUUGAUUCAAACAUUUUGGGAUGAUACCAGGGCAAGUGUUUUGUUACUGGUGUAGGUAGAGACCGAGUGUACACUUCUUGGGCGAAUUCAAUGCUUGGGCGAAGCAAAUGAACUUACCCUUGCCGUUCCCCUUGACUACACCGGUCGACUCCAGUAGUCACCCAAAAGGACAAGGAGAAGAUGAGAGACAUGGAGAAGAGGAGAUACAUGAGGUUGUUACUCCCACACAUGCGGACUCGAGGGAGGUUGAUAAUCCAACACCCCAUGAAUUUCCAGAUUUAGAGGUAGAGACCGAGUGUACACUUCUAGCCCCGGGGCUAUCAAAUGGAGGAGAGUUACAGUUGGUGGCGUAUGGUAGUGCACAAGCGACGACUGGUGAUACGGUCCAUUUCCAAUCGCUUAGGCCACAACAUUACUUGGUCAGGAUCAAUUCUUAUGUUGCUGGGUUUGAAAACAUCCCACUACCGGUGCCUAUAGUGGAUGAUGGGAUUACUCUUCUUUGGGAAGCAAAGGGUAGCUAUGUGCAAUGGCCACGUGCUUGGGUGAGGUUGAUCAACGAGAUUUCGAAAAAAAGUCAACCAUCAAAGAGAAGGAAGGUGGAGAAGCCUAAAAGCGUUGAUCAACCUACAAAGAAGAUGAGUGAACAAGGGUCGAAGAGUGAACAAGUGUGGAAAAAGAAUUCUUCGAAAGGUUCAGCCAUGCAACCUACUCCACUUGUUGGAGACAAUGUCCUUCAAUCGCUCACUAAGGAUUUAACUUUUCUACACAAUCGUUUUAGUCAUUUGCCUAGUGACGAUUCCAUUGAAAUUGCACUUCCUAAGGCAAUGUUCCAUUAUGAUGAGGAUGCAAGUGCAUGGUUAAACAAACAAGUUGUGAAGGAAUUUUUAAGAGGUUUAAUGCUUAACAUUUCUCUCAUUCAAAUAUUCAUGAGAGAAAUAAUGGCUCCUCCUACCCAAAAGACUUCAAUGCUUAGAUCUAAAAGAGAGUAUGUACCACCUCUAAUGUUAGCAAGGGGGCGUGGGAAGAGGUUAGCAAAUAUAUAUUCACCCAAAAGUCCUCAUCUUCAGCUUAGAGUUGGUAAUGAUUCCCCUAUCCACAAAGGAAGUGCUGAUAGAAAUCUUUUACAGUCAAGGAAACCUCCGCUUGGUCAAUUUAAAACUGUUAGGAAUUCUGCUGUUGUCAAUAGUGUUGAUAAUAUAACUUCCUUUGAUCCAUUAUUUGGCCCCCCCGUCCACUUAAAUUGCAAUAACAGAGAUGAUCAAGAGUCAUCUUUUGAGGCAAGUGACCAAAACUUUCAUGAUGAUGGGCUUCAUUAUCAAUCUGAAGAUGAAGAUAUGCAUUAUGAACAAGGAUAUGAAGAUAACAAUGAUCAUGGUCAAGAUUCAGGUGGAAACAACAAUGAGGCUGAUAAUGAAAAUGAUGUGGAAGUAUCCCCAACAAUGCAAGAAGAUGUUGAUGUUGAAAGUGGUGAUCCAUCAACUUCUAAGAAGAAGAAUGAUUCUGAAAAGAGGAGGGGAAGAAACAAAUGUAAGGAGAUAGCUAAACUGAAACCUAAUGAGAAGCUACAGAUUGAGUUCUUUAACAAUCGAGCAGUGGGAAAGAAUCACAAAGUAUUUGCAAGACAUUUGGGAAUUAUAGUACGAAAUACUAACAUAUGUCCAGUGAGAGUGCACAAAUGGAAUGAUAUUGGAGAAAGAGAAAAGGAACACAUGUGGGCAACAGUUACGGAUGUAUUUGCCAAUGAAAAUAUGGAAACUUACAAAGAUCAUAUUCUCGAGCAUAUGAAGGAGCUAUGGCGAAAAUGGAGGUCAGAUUUAUUAAGGUACAAUGUCACUAAAAAGAAAAUCACCUUAGCAGCUGCAUACAAGGGUAAGCCACCUAAUGGGCUUGACAUGAAUGAGUGGAAAUGGCUUAUCAAGGAGAUAUAUAUGAAGGAUGAUUUUAAGAAAAGAAGUGCAAGAAACUCUGAAAACAGGGGCUACUAUGCUAAAGAGUUAAUGCCUCGAACUGGAAGUAAGCCAUUUAGACAAGUCAUAUGGGACGAUUUGGGGGCAAAUAAGGGAAAUGAGCCAACUUUAGUUGAUGUGUUCUAUUCGACCCGAAAGAAAGGCACGGAACUUCCAAAUGUCGAGACCACACAAAAACUGAAUGAAAUUCGAGAAACAAUGGAAAAAGAUCCAUCUCUUUCCCACGCUGAGAUAGCACAAAAGGUUUCAUUAGUUCCUCAUGGUGAUUUGUCCUGCUAAUAACACAAUCUUUCACCUUGAUUUAGCUCGAUCAACAAAGAAGUACCUCGUGAUGUCUGUACUACAAAAUAUUAUGAAGAAGAUACAUGGUCGUGCUCCACGGGGUCCUACAUGGAAAUCACCUAUGUUUUGCAAGGUGCAAAAGGGAGAUGCGCUAACAAGUAAGGACCUUAAUGAAGUUCGAGACAUGUUGGUAUCUUUCAUCACCUUCAAUUUGUAAAUGUGGCAUCAUUUUGAAUUUAUACUUUGUUAAUUAUUAACUUUUUGAUUACAAUAUUGACUAGUUAUUAGUAUUGUUUGUAUUUAUGUAUAUAUCACACUUUAUUUGUUGUAUUGCAUUUGGUUUUUAAUUAUAAAAGUCUAAAUAUAUAUUUUUAAUUCUUGUUAUGAUUAUUAAUAAUAAUUAUAUUAUGGCAGAAUUUAUAGCAAUAAUAUGGUAGAAUAUUAUAGCAGGAUCAGUUGCAGGAAUAAUUGCAAGCAAAAAAAAAAAAAAAAAAAAAAAGAUCCCUAUUAUUGCCACCGGUUUACCGGUUCAAACUGGUGGCAAUAGUCAGCCUUCCCCUCAAAAAAAAAAGCCGCGCCAUUAUUAUUGCCACCGG
This is a messenger RNA of Chenopodium quinoa (quinoa), 3585 nucleotides long. RefSeq lists its product as uncharacterized. Bases 848 to 2986 code for a protein of 712 amino acids. NCBI's taxonomy places the organism in Eukaryota, Viridiplantae, Streptophyta, Magnoliopsida, Caryophyllales, Amaranthaceae. The transcript has 16 exons. The record is from RefSeq and is a predicted model, not a curated record.